AUGAGGAAGAGAUCCAGUCCACAGAGAGACCGCCCCGACUUUAAAAACAGGAAACUGUCUCCUGAUGAGAAAGAGACACCAGAUGCUUCUGAACCUGAACCGAGCUGUGAUCAGUCGAAGGCUUUCAGCAUCAACUUUAAAGGACCAAAGUCUGCUGGUGCUGAGAAAGCUGAUCAGGAGAGUUCAGAUGUUUCAAGUCUUCAGGAUCAAACUGAUCUGGACUCAGUAUUUAAGAUGCUGGAGGAAAACAUUAUCGCGUUUGUGAAGAACGAGCUAAAGAAGCUGCAGAAUGAUCUGAAUCCAGAUUAUUCAGAGUGUCAGAGGGAUGAAGAGGAGGUGUUGGACAGUGAGGAAGAGAAGCAGAGAAGGAGCAGCAGAGAGGCAUUUCUGAAACUUGCAGUUAACUUCCUGAGAAUAAUGAAACAUGAGGAGCUGGCUGACUGUCUGCAGAGCAAAAAUCCUGAUCCACUUUGUGAGAACACAUUUAAAUGUAACCUAAAGAAGAAGUUCCAGUGUGUCUCUGAGGGGAUUGCUAAACCAGGAACCCAAACCACUCUAAAUGAGAUCUACACAGAGCUCUGCAUCACAGAGGGAGGGACCGGAGAGGUCAACACUGAACAUGAGGUCAGACAGAUUGAAAUGUUUUCCUGGAAACCAGACAGACCAGAAACAACAAUCAGGUGUGAAGACUUCUUUAAAGCUUCAACUGAAACAAACAAACCAAUCAGAACAGUUCUGACCAAAGGAGUGGCUGGCAUCGGGAAAACAUUCCUGACACAAAAGUUCACUUUGGACUGGGCUGAAGACAAGACCAACCAGGACAUCCAGUUCAUUUUUCCAUUCCCAUUCAGAGAGCUGAAUUUACUGAAGGAUACAAAGUUCAGCUUAGUGGGACUUAUUCAUCACUUCUUCACUGAAAUCAAAGAAGCAGGAAUCUGUAACUUUAAAAAGUUCAAAGUUGUGUUCAUCUUUGAUGGUCUGGAUGAGUGUCGACUUCCUCUGAACUUCCACAUCACUGAGAUCCUCACUGAUGUUACAGAGUCCACAUCAGUGGAUGUGCUGCUGACAAACCUCAUCAGGGGAAAGUUGCUUCCUUCUGCUCACAUCUGGAUAACCACACGACCUGCAGCAGCCAAUCAGAUCCCUGCUGAGUAUAUAGACAUGGUUACAGAGGUCAGAGGGUUCACUGACCCAAAGAAGGAAGAGUACUUCAGGAAGAGACUCGGACACAAGGAAGAGGCCAACACCAUAAUCUCUCACAUCAAGACAUCACGAAGCCUCCACAUCAUGUGUCACAUCCCAAUCUUCUGCUGGAUCACUGCUACAGUUUUAGAGAGUUUGUUAAAAACCAAACAGGAUGGAGGAAAGCUGCCCAAGACACUGACUGAGAUGUACAUUCACUUCCUGGUGGUUCAGACCAAAGUGAAGAACAUCAAGUAUGAUGGAGGAGCUGAGACAGAUCCUCUCUGGAGUCCAGAGAGCAGGAAGAUGAUUAAAUCACUGGGGAAACUGGCUUUUGAGCAGCUGCAUAAAGGAAACCUGAUCUUCUAUGAAUCAGACCUGACAGAGUGUGACAUUAAUGUCAGAGAGGCCUCAGUGUACUCAGGAGUGUUUACACAGGUCUUUAUAGAAGAGAGAGGACUGUACCAAGAGAAGGUGUUCUGCUUUGUCCAUUUGAGCAUUCAGGAGUUUCUGGCAGCUCUUCAUGUCCAUCUCACCUUCACCAACUCUGGUAUCAACCUGCUGGAAGAAGAAGAAACAGCCUCAGUGCAGACUGGAGAAUCUUCAGUAAGACAGUUCUACCAGAGUGCUGUGGACAAGGCCUUACAGAGUCCAAAUGGACUCUUGGACUUAUUUCUUCGCUUCCUCCUUGGUCUUUCAUUGCAGACCAAUCAGACUCUCCUGCAAGGCCUCCUGACACUGAAAGGAAACAGCUCACAGACCAAUCAUGAAACAGUUCAGUACAUAAAAAAUAAACUGAAUGAGAAUCUCUCUCCUGAAAAAAGCAUCAAUUUUUUCAACUGUCUGAAUGAACUGAAGGAUGACUCUCUAGUGAAGGAGAUCCAACGCCAUCUGAGUUCAGGAAGCCUGUCCAUAGUUCAUCUUUCUCCUUCCCAGUGGUCAGCUCUGGUCUUUGUCCUGCUGUCAUCAGAAGAAGAGCUGGAUGUGUUUGAUCUGAAGGAAUACUCAGCUUCAGAGGAGGCUUUUUUGAGGCUGUUGUCAGUGGUCAAAGCCUCCAAGAAAGUUCUGCUUAGCGGAUGUAACCUCACAGAGAAAAGCUGUGAAGCUCUAUCAUCAGUUCUCAGAACACAAUCCUCUAGACUGAGAGAGCUGGACAUGAGUAACAACAACAUUCAGGACUCUGGAGUGCAGUUGUUGUGUGUUGGCCUUGAAAGUCCACACUGCACACUUCAAACUCUCAGGCUUUCAGGCUGUCUGAUCACAGAGAAAGGCUUUGCUUUCCUUAAUUCAGCUCUGAGCUCUAACCCCUCCCAUCUGAGACAGCUGGACCUGAGCUACAAUUAUCUAGGGGACUCAGGAAUGAAGCUGCUGUUGACUCGACAGGAGGAUCCACAGUGGAAACUGGAAACCCUCAGGAUGGAGCCUUGUGGAGUACAGUGGUUGAAACCAGGUUUAAGGAAAUAUUUCUGUGAACUAAAUCUGGAUCUAAACACAAUACACAGAAAACUCAAACUGUCUGACAACAACAGGAAGGUGGUGCAUGUAGAAGAGGACCAGCAGUAUGUUGAUAAUGAUGACAGAUUUGAUCAUUGGCCUCAGCUGCUGUGUACCAACACUCUGACUGGUCGCUGUUACUGGGAGGUUGAGUGGAGUGGAGAGGUUCAUAUUGCAGUGGCUUACAAAGGAAUCAAACGGAAAGGAAACGGUGAUGACAGCAGGUUUGGCAAAACUGAUCAGUCCUGGUCUUUGUACUGUGAUGAGGGCGAAUACUUUGCAACUCACAACUACAAUUCAAGAGCCAUCCCUGUCUCCUCCUCUGCCUGUCACAAAGUAGCAGUGUAUGUGGACUGUCCUAUGGGCACCGUGUCCUUCUACAACAUAAUCUCUGGCACACUGGUCCACCUCCACACCUUCAACACCACAUUCACUGAACCUGUAUACCCUGGGUUUAGAGUUAGGUUACAUGACUCUCAUAUCUACAUCUGUGCUGACUCAGAAAAUUGA
Pelmatolapia mariae (spotted tilapia) is the source of this 3186-nucleotide messenger RNA. RefSeq names its product NACHT, LRR and PYD domains-containing protein 3-like. The transcript is spliced from 9 exons. The coding region runs from base 1 to 3186 and encodes 1061 amino acids. The record is from RefSeq and is a predicted model, not a curated record. Gene Ontology annotation, biological process: intracellular signal transduction. Lineage: Eukaryota; Metazoa; Chordata; Actinopteri; Cichliformes; Cichlidae. Gene Ontology annotation, molecular function: protein binding.